This is a messenger RNA of Saccoglossus kowalevskii, 1710 nucleotides long. RefSeq names its product QRFP-like peptide receptor. Gene Ontology annotation, molecular function: G protein-coupled receptor activity. NCBI's taxonomy places the organism in Eukaryota, Metazoa, Hemichordata, Enteropneusta, Harrimaniidae. Gene Ontology annotation, biological process: G protein-coupled receptor signaling pathway. The record is from RefSeq and is a predicted model, not a curated record. Gene Ontology annotation, cellular component: plasma membrane.
AUGGACGAUAUUAACAUAUAUCCAACCGCUUCUGGCGGGGAAAACUUAGAGAUGAAUGUGUUACCUGCGCACGAAGGCCCGGCUGCAGUGUCUACGGAAAAUGCGUUCAUAACAGUGUAUUCGUUCAACAGAUCCAAUAAUCUUACAGAAGCAUUUUCCUAUUAUGAUUAUGGACUAGCAUUCGACUUAGAAUUGAUGCAUCGGUACAUUUUACAGGAAUUAGAAGCAGAACGAAGGCGCCACAGUAAACCACAAGUCAUCGCACUGAUGAUCUUGUACACUAUAUCAUUUCUCACCGGUCUGGUCGGGAAUUCCUUAGUUUUGUUCACAGUUGCCAAGUUUUCCCACAUGCGAACGGUGACAAACGCCUUUCUGGCUAAUCUAGCAGUAUGUGAUUUAUUGGUAGUGUUGUUAUGUAUGCCAAUCUCUCUCGGUUGGGAGAUAUAUAUGCAUUGGAUUUAUGGACCAGUGAUCUGCCGAUUGGUGCCGUUUAUACAGGGUGUGUGCGUAUCGAGUAGUAUGCUAACACUCACGGCAGUCAGUCUUAAUCGUUAUUACGCUAUUCGAAAGCCUCUAAGAGCCCGCUCGGUUUUCACCAAAAGAACUGUUACAAUUUUCAUCGCUGGCAUAUGGACAGUGUCUGUAAUUAUUAUGGCGCCUUUGCUGUAUACCAAUGAUACUGAAGAACUCGCAAUCAACGGAAUAGUGAUUGACACAAUAUGUUCCGAGUUGCAUUGGCCUUCGAGACAGAUCAAGCGUUUGUACGGUAUUUUAGUUUUCCUUUUCACGUAUUUCAUACCGUUGCUAUUCACUAUUGCAGUUUACCUGCGCAUUUGCCAGAGGCUGUGGAAUCACGAUCAAAAGUUACGACGCGAUCCUCUACCUAAGUCGAAGGCACAUAACGCUGUAAUAGAAAAUCAACUGAAGGGGAGAAGGAAAGUCGUGAAAAUGCUUCUUUGGCUAGUGUCAUUGUUCGCUGUAUCGUGGUUACCCUUCUUCAUCUCGCAAAUCUAUUUGGAUUUUGUUAACGACGAGAUUGCCAUUAGUGUGCACGCGUUCUUUCUCUGGCUUGGUCUAUCAAACUCUUCAAUAAACCCAAUCUGUUACUGUUUUAUGAGCGAGCGUUUUAAAAACUGCUUUCGAAUGAUAUGCUGCUGCCCAAAGUUUAAGAAACCACGCAAGUUUGUACGUGGGGGUAGUAGUCGGUACGCUGGUUUCUCGAGAUCAAAAUCGACUUCCUUCUUUCGCAGCGGGCGUACAGAGAGUAUUAGAUUUUCUGUCAUCGACAAUCCGAACACCUUACAUAUUAAUAGUCGCAGGGAAACGCCGAUAUAUUAUCACGGCAACGGUCAUGCGAUUUCGCGAACUCAUAUACGUGGCGGCACGGUAUUGUCUGAUUUGAGUCUCACUGAUCUGCUUCAACGAGACGACGAAAUGAAGAUCACAGCUCAGAAUCAACUAGACGAAUCGCCGCUCCAAUUCAACAACAACGGUCAAACCAUGCGUGGUAUCUAUCAGACAACUAAUUUGCAAGCAAUAUCCAUCCUUGAAUGCGAUGAGAGACAGCGUCCAUACUCGUACACUGGAUCUGAUAUAAGUUCGGAUGCAAACUUCAAAGAGACUCAGGAGACUGUCGCCACUUCGAUAGAUCUACAAGAGAACUGCAGCGAUCAACGUAAGGAAAUUGUCGACUGGGAGAGCAGUAUAUAA